Colletotrichum karsti is the source of this 927-nucleotide messenger RNA. RefSeq lists its product as uncharacterized. The record is from RefSeq and is a predicted model, not a curated record. NCBI's taxonomy places the organism in Eukaryota, Fungi, Ascomycota, Sordariomycetes, Glomerellales, Glomerellaceae. The transcript has a single exon. Bases 1 to 927 code for a protein of 308 amino acids.
AUGACCCAGAACACGAUCUUCGUCAGCGGCGCCACGGGCACAGUCGGCGGCGCAGUCGCCAAGAACCUCCUCGAAUCCAACAUCGCCGUCCGCGCCCUCGUCCGCAACCCGGACUCCGACGCCGCCAGGACCCUCUCACGCCUCGGCGCGACCCUCAUCCCCGGCGACUACGACGACGAAGACGCCCUGAAGAAGGCCACGGAGGGCGUCACCGGCGCCUUCCUCAACCUGAUGCCCGACUUCGUCGACCACGCCUGGGAGCUCAAGACCGCCAAGCGCAUCAUGGCCGCCGCCAGGGACGCCGGCGCGACGCACUUCGUCUACAGCAGCGGCUUCGCCGUCCAGGCGCCCGAGAAGCUGAGGCACUGGGACCCCGACAGCUUCACCGCGAUGGUGCUGCUGUCGAAGCAGUCCAUCGAGGAGGAGGUGCGGCAGGCCGGGUUCGAGAACUGGACGAUCCUGAGGCCGGGCUACUUCGCGGGGAACUUUCUCCUCCCGCAGGUCGCCGUGUUUCCUGAUCUGGUUAACGACGGCAGGUUCGUGAAUGCCUUCAAGCCCGACUCGCAACUGCCGGUGCUGGAUCCCUACGAUAUUGGAAAAUUCGCGGCGGCGGCGUACCGCGACCCGGCGAGGUUCAACGGCCAGGAGAUACCCAUCUCGGCUGAGAACAUGACCGUGGGUGAAUUGAUGGCGAAGCUGUCCACGGCGUCGGGGAAGGAUAUCAGGGCUGUUUUCUUGUCGGAUGAGGAGAUCGAGGCGCAGAAGGCGGGGAAUCCGUUCAUUGCUGGACAGUUGGCCGCGCGUGACAUGGUACAGUUUGCGGACCAGGAGAACACCAACAGCUGGGGGAUUACUCUGGGCACGUUCGAUCAGUUCUUGGAACAUGAGAAGGCGAGAGUGCAGGAGACCUACAGCAAGCUUGCUUGA